GCGCGACUCACAUGAUAUACGGCAAAAAACAUUAAUUCAUAGCAACGUAUAAAGUAGAGAGUCUUGACACUUCAACUUGUUAUAUCUCUCUCUCUUUGAACAUGAGUGUAACAAGACGAUCCCCAAAGCCUGCCAAAACACACAGAAUCUUUUCUAUGGGUUCGUGGACCGGUCUAUAGUCUCACGUGCAAAACAAAACAUACAACAUCUCUCUGAUCUCUAUAUAUCUUCUACUCUUCAUAUAACUCAGUUGAUUCGAUUUUCUUUGGUAAUUAUUCUGUUAUUACUAUAUAUAAAUCAGCUUUAUACCCUCACAAGCUUCUUCUCUCUUCCAUGGAUCUAAACCACAAUCUUGUUUGACCUUCUUGUUUUUUUUUCUCUUUCCUUUCUUCUUCAAUCUUCUUCAAUUCUGCUGAGUUUUUUAAGAGAAUAUUUUCUAUUAAUCCUUUUAAUUAUUAUAGAGGUAUCAUUACGAGUUUAAUUUCCCUAAAGUGUGUCUUUACCUUUUGACUUGUCUACCUCUCGAGACAAAAAGAGAAACACAAACACUUUCUGUCUUUUUUUCUCUCUCUCUCUCUCUUCGACCCUUUUCAUAAAUUUUUAGAGUAUAUUUUCAACUAAUUUUGUAGCUAAUUAUGGCCUUAGAGGCUGUUGUUUACCCGCAAGAUCCAUUCUCCUACAGCUCCUGCAAAGAUUUUCCGUCUCACGAUUUAUACUUUCAACAAGAAGAAGAUCAAGAUCCACUAGACAUCAAGAAUAACAUCAAGCUAGGGCAAGAACAAAGACAAGGGUUUGCGAGUAUUAACUACAGCGGAGAUAACAAUGAUGAUUAUAGUUACAACGACCAUGCGGAUCUUCAGUGGCCACCAAACGAGCUUCCUUAUGGAUCUGUCGUCGACACCAAGAACCAUCCUCCGCCCUCGGAUGUGGCCACUGGAGGAGAGAGGAGGAAGAGGAGGAGAACUAGGAGUAGCAAGAACAAGGAAGAGAUUGAGAACCAGAGGAUGACUCACAUCGCCGUCGAGAGAAAUCGCCGGAAACAAAUGAACGAGUAUCUAGCCGUUCUCCGUUCUCUCAUGCCACCUUCUUAUGCUCAAAGGGGAGAUCAAGCGUCAAUAGUAGGCGGAGCCAUUAACUACUUAAAGGAGCUUGAGCAACAAUUACAAUCAAUGGAGCCUCCCGUAAAGACCACCGCCAAAGAAGACGCCGGAGCCACCGCAGGAGACCAGAAAAACACAAUCGCCACCAGCUCAUCCGAACCAUUCUCAGAUUUCUUUGCGUUCCCUCAAUACUCAAGCCGGCCUUCUUCGUCGUCUGUGGCUGAGGGGACGGCGGAGAUAGAGGUUACGAUGGUGGAGAGCCAUGCAAGUGUGAAGAUACUUGCUAAGAAGAGACCUAAACAGCUUCUUAAACUGGUGGCAUCGAUACAGAGCCUAAGGCUCACACUUCUUCAUCUCAAUGUCACCACUCAUGACAACUCCGUCCUCUAUUCCAUCAGCCUAAAGGUUGAAGAAGGGAGCCAGUUGAAUACAGUGGAAGAUAUUGCAGCAGCUGUGAAUCAAAUCCUUAUGAGGAUUGAAGAAGAGUCACCCUUUAGCUGAUAUAGUUGAAUUUUAGUUAUGACACUAUUAGAGGAACUCAAAAUUUUCACGUGUGAUAAUUUACUCUCUUUCUUAUAUUAAAAUAAAAAUUAUAUUUAACUUUUUAUGGGUCUUUUUGUGUGUUUCUACUUUUGAAAUGUGAUGAUGUUUCAUGCGUCCUUUGCUUUUAUAAUCCCUUUUUAG
This is a messenger RNA of Eruca vesicaria subsp. sativa (arugula), 1784 nucleotides long. Lineage: Eukaryota; Viridiplantae; Streptophyta; Magnoliopsida; Brassicales; Brassicaceae. The record is from the annotation of a GenBank genome assembly.